Molecule: messenger RNA, 2129 nt
Organism: Ilex paraguariensis (yerba mate)
Lineage: Eukaryota; Viridiplantae; Streptophyta; Magnoliopsida; Aquifoliales; Aquifoliaceae
Source: the annotation of a GenBank genome assembly
UCUGCUUUAAAAAAAAAAAUUUAAAAUUUAGGAUUAUUUCACUUUCGUUUCUGGGUGCUUCAGUUCAUACCGAUACUUUCCAUUCCCUGUUUCUCUUCACAAUCUCAACCGUCCCUAAUCUUCCUGGAGAUUCGUUCCGCGUAAUCACAGUCAAAUUUUCCUUAAAAGUUUUCAUCUUUGUGAAUGAAGGAAUCGAACGUCGAUCUUUUCGAUCCACGGGCGGUCAUGGAGUCGGACUUUUCGCCGGGCGGUGGGAACAUCGCGUCAGUUUCCGAUUCGGACUUCGGCUUCGCGUUUAACGACAGCAACUUCUCUGAUCGGGUUCUGAGAAUCGAAAUCGUUCCGGAUUUGCCGGAUACCAAGUCGGACGGCGAGGGUUGUAGCAGUAUUGCGGAGUGGGCUCGGAAUCGGAAACGUAGACGAGAAGAAAUCAAGAAAGAAAAUGCUGUGGAUGUCCUCAUGCACCCCGAAGAGCAGAUACUAAACUGUACUAUGCCAGAUACAGAGGAUGGUGUUGCCUACGAAAAUCAAGAUGAGGAAGCUGUGGCAAUGAUUGAGGAAUUACCUUCAGGUGCUGGAAUGAAUAUGAAUCAACUUGGUGAUGAAAGUGCUCAGAGAUUUGAUUCAUCCUGUAGUGUGGAGUUUUCAACUGUUCUUCGAGUAAAGACUGUACACAUUAGCUCUCCAAUAUUAGCAGCAAAGAGUCCAUUUUUUUAUAAGUUGUUUUCAAAUGGUAUGAGAGAGUCAGAGCAGCGGCACGUAACUCUACGAAUUCAUGCUUCUGAAGAAGCAGCCCUGAUGGAACUCCUGAAUUUUAUGUAUAGCAAUUCUUUAUCGACAACCACACCUUCUGCUUUGCUGGAUGUGCUGAUGGCUGCUGACAAAUUUGAGGUUGCUUCAUGCAUGAGAUACUGCAGCCGGUUGUUAAGAAAUUUACCUAUGACUAAUGAGUCGGCCUUGCUGUAUUUGGAUCUUCCUUAUACUGUUAUGAUGGCCGAAGCAGUUCAGCCGCUAACAGAAGUCGCAAAGCGGCACUUUGCUGGACGAUACAAGGAUAUAACCAAGUCCCAAGAAGAGGUGAUGGCCUUGCCUUUAGCUGGAAUUGAGGCAGUAUUAUCCAGUGAUGAACUUCAGGUAGCUUCAGAGGAUGCUGUUUAUGAUUUUGUGCUGAAGUGGGCCCGAAUCCAUUACCCAAAACUGGAGGAACGUCGAGAAAUUCUAGGGACACGACUUGGUCGCCUUAUUCGUUUUCCAUACAUGACUUGCCGAAAGCUGAAGAAAGUGUUAACGUGCAAUGACUUUGAUGCUGAACUUGCAUCCAAGGUCGUGCUGGAGUCUUUAUUUUUCAAGGCUGAGGCACCAUACCGGCAGCGCUCUCUUGCUGCAGAGGAAGUCAAUACCUCGGUACGUCGCUUUGUGGAGAGGGCAUACAAGUAUCGCCCCGUUAAGGUGGUGGAGUUUGAACUACCUCGUCAACAAUGUGUUGUAUAUCUGGAUCUGAAGCGCGAAGAGUGUGCAAAUUUGUUUCCCGCUGGCCGAGUUUACUCACAGGCUUUUCAUCUGGGUGGGCAAGGAUUUUUCCUCUCCGCUCACUGCAACAUGGACCAACAAAGCUCUUUCCAUUGCUUUGGGCUGUUUUUGGGUAUGCAAGAGAAGGGUUCGGUGUCUUUUGCUGUCGAUUACGAGUUUGCAGCAAGGUCAAAGCCGACCGAGGAGUAUGUAAGCAAGUAUAAAGGGAACUACACAUUCACAGGAGGGAAGGCUGUUGGGUAUCGGAAUCUGUUUGGUAUACCUUGGACUGCAUUCAUGGCCGAUGACAGCCUUUAUUUCAUCAACGGGAUCCUUCAUCUCAGGGCUGAGCUCACCAUCAGACAAUGAAUCGCUGCAAUAUUAAUUUUUCGUUUUUCUUUGCUAACAGCUCCUAUGGCUGUUUUAGAUACCGGGCGGGCAGGGUUAGAUGCAUUUCGGUUUUGAGGGUUGAAUGCUCAUUGUUCCAUGGACUCCACCAAGUCCCUCUGGGAUUGAAAAGGGUUGUAUGGGGGAUUAGUUGAAGCAACGUUAGAUGAGUUAUUUGGGAAACAACUACUUUAUAAUUGAUGUUAUAUAUGUAUAUGCAGUUAUCUUUGUUG